AUGGAGCUGCUCGGACUGUUGCUACGUCUCGUUGGCGCGCUGUUCCUGGUGGCUACACUGAUCGCUUUGCGUGUCUGGCAGGUGGUUGUCCCUCAGCGGGUCAAAGCGUGUGUCUCCAGCUACUCGAAGUCGUUUUUCUACCAGCAGAAUGCGGCCAAUGGCAAGAAUGCGAAGCGCCAGAUCCGCGUCAUGGCUGUACUGGGCUCUGGCGGCCACACGACGGAGCUGCUUAAGCUUAUGAAGAGACUCAAGAGAGAAAUCUAUACGCCUAUUACAUUCGUAGUGGCCGAGACGGACAAAACCAGUCAGGCCAAGACCGAACUGGACUGGAAGCCUACGCAGAGAGACUCUUUCGCCAUUAUCCCACGCAGCCGAGAGGUAGGGCAGUCGUGGUCGUCUACAGUGUGGACUACGCUACGCUCGUUCCAGUCGUGUCUGGGUCUGGUGUACAACCGUCGCCCGCAAUUGGUGCUUUGCAAUGGACCUGGCACUUGCAUCCCGAUCUGCGCGGCGGUGCUGUUGUUCCGUGUGUUGGGCAUCCAGACAGACUCGAAGAUCAUCUUCUGCGAGAGUUUCGCGCGUGUACAGCACUUAUCUCUCACUGGCAAACUGCUCUACUACGUAGCAGAUGAGUUCGUCGUACAGUGGCCGCAACUGCAAGCGAAGUAUCCACGCACAAGACACCUAGGUGUCAUUUGCUAGAGAGCUGCCGAGUUGACACUUCUGGCUGCUGCAACUACGAGAAUGAUACAGAAUGGGCCACACAAGUGCUCUUACUAAGCAUGCACCAUCGUUACACAUGCGAGCAAGACAGCGAGGCCCUGCAGUGCACUCCCGUCCUCACUGCGUGCAUACUCAGGUUUCAGACUAACUGAUAGUCAGUACAAAUGUACCACUUACAGCGUU
Phytophthora infestans T30-4 is the source of this 906-nucleotide messenger RNA. Its product is annotated as UDP-N-acetylglucosamine transferase subunit ALG14. Gene Ontology annotation, cellular component: UDP-N-acetylglucosamine transferase complex. The transcript is spliced from 3 exons. Gene Ontology annotation, biological process: dolichol-linked oligosaccharide biosynthetic process. NCBI's taxonomy places the organism in Eukaryota, Oomycota, Peronosporomycetes, Peronosporales, Peronosporaceae. The coding region runs from base 1 to 702 and encodes 233 amino acids. The record is from RefSeq and is a predicted model, not a curated record.